AUGACACCAGGUAUCAGUAAUUCCCCAAGACAUUGCUCUCAUCAUCAUUACCACCAUCAUCAUUGUUAUGCACAUACACAUUGUCAUAUUAAUCAAAACUGUCGAGGAGAUGUACCACCGCCACAGCCGCCACCAGCACCGCCACAAAGACAUGAAGAAGACAACCUAGACGGUGAAGAUGAUGGCGAAGGAAUGGAAGAGGAUUAUGAUGAUGAUGAAGAUGAAGAUAUUGAUGAUGGUAAUGAAUUAGGCGACGAAGAUCCUAAAAGAUACUAUCAUCACUAUCAUCAUUUGAUUGGUCAACCAGUCUCACCUCAACACCACCACCAUCAACAACAACAAAAUCAUAAAUCUUAUGAUAUAACAGAUGCUCCAGGAUCUUAUACUAAUUUAGAACAGAAUAAGACGGUUAGAGGAUAUUUCCCUUUUGAUAAUAUUCAUACUGGUCAAGAUGAAAGUCGUCUACCUCUGGGGAAUAAAACAGGCAUAAUAGGCGGAGAUACAUUGGCAUACAUUGAUGAUUACCAUGAUCCAUCAAUCGAGUACUAUUCAAGAUUGAAUAGAUCUCCAAAAGAUUGGAAAACAAACAGAGGAGAAACUGAUCAUAUUAGAUCAUCUCAACAAUCUCAACUAUCCACAUUGGUACAGUAUACAGGAAAUAAUAGUAAAAAGUAUGAUAUACGUCUUACUGGAACACUUCCAUCAGUUUCAUCAUCAGCCAUGAGUGCAGUAUCCUCAGUGCCAUUUUCUCACUUGACUGUAGAAAAUUUUCGUGAUUCCAAUUUAACGACAAUUUCAUUAUCCACAUCAUCUGAUUGUAUGCCUGACAGCGUACAAACAAAUUUAACUAAUUCUUUAUCAUUCCUACCUACAAAUAUUAGUUUGGAUUAUUUAAAUCCAAUCUGGAGAAAUCAAUCUGCUCACAAAAUGAAUCAAUCACUUUCCGAUAUACCUAUACAAAUCGAUAAUAAUGAUAAUGAUAAUAAUAAUAAUAAUAAUAAUAAUGGGGAUGACAGAGAUAGCACCAGUAAACAAAUCCACUCUAGGCUUUUAAUAAAUCAAAUUCAAAAUUCAAAAUUUGAAUUUUCAAAACAAAUUACUACUCAAUCUGAUAAUGGUGUUAUUACUGUUGUCAACGUUGGUGAUGGUGAUGGUGAUGAGGAGGAGGAUGACGACGGUGAUGGUGAUGGUGAUGAAAAUCGAUCAAUAUGGUCUUUAAAUGCAAUACAACAACAAGGCGAGUGCAAUAAUAAUACCGAAAUAAUACCGAUUAAUCAAUCAAAUUUUUUAACAAUGAAUAGUAUGAAUUUUGAGUCGGCGAGUGGAGUAAGAGAUUCAAGUUUAUUAAUGACAGGAUGAUAUAAAAUAUUACUGUUUUUAUGAAACUGACAUUCUAACAAUUACAAGCCAAUCUUGCCAACAGUCAGUCCUAAAAGAGAAAAGAAGGGGAAGACUGCGACUGAAAAAUCACAUUCCCUAUUUGAUACAAUAAAUCAAGUCAAUCUAUCCUUAUCUGAUACAUUCCAAUUAUACUCUGUUUAUUAUAAUAAUUUAUAUUAUGUAAAGUAAUCUAAAGUGAAGUUAUAUAUAUAUCCAUGGCGACAUUGUGACCCUCCCUCCUCAUAAUUGGUGAGUUGAUUCUUUUCUCUGUCUCUCUCUCUCUGUCAUCAUCAUUAUUUCAUCUCAUCUUCAAGUAUUUCAAAAUGUCCACUUAUUUCUUAGGGAAUUUCAUUCUCUUCUCUACAAAAGCUGUUUCCCUCUCCACCCCUCCCCUGUUUCUUUUUUGCUCCUAUCUAAUUGUCAUUCGUGAAAUAUUUGAUGUAUCUUACUUAUGGACUAACUUCUAGUCCCGGUAAUAAAAUUGUUUUCUUUCAUUGUUCACAAUUACUUUUUCUUCGCUGUUUGCGUUUUUAACUGUUCAAUGUUCAAUUCUUCAAUAUUCAAUUGUUCAGUGUUCACUUGUACAAUGUUCAAUUAUCAAGGAUAUAUAUAUAUAUUCGCAUUACAAAUAAAAGAAGAAAGAGGAAGAGAGACAGCAGGAGGAUCCUUCAGAGAUACAAAUAAUAUUUAAGCAUAUGUACAAGUACAAUUAUAUAUAUACAUACAUUUAUUCUUCAUUUUUAUAUAAUAUGGUCAUGAUAUGUAUUUACAGGUUAAAAAUGAUUGUAAUCUGUAGAUGUGAAACUUUUUCCUUCAGAUUUUUUUUCAAUAAUUAUAAAUAAACAUAUAAGAAAUUUUCUUCUCGUG
This is a messenger RNA of Trichobilharzia regenti, 2247 nucleotides long. Lineage: Eukaryota; Metazoa; Platyhelminthes; Trematoda; Strigeidida; Schistosomatidae. The record is from the annotation of a GenBank genome assembly.